Molecule: messenger RNA, 562 nt
Organism: Stomoxys calcitrans (stable fly)
Lineage: Eukaryota; Metazoa; Arthropoda; Insecta; Diptera; Muscidae
Gene: ND-B18
Product: NADH dehydrogenase [ubiquinone] 1 beta subcomplex subunit 7
Exons: 3
Coding region: 79-432 (117 amino acids)
Cellular component (GO): mitochondrion
Source: RefSeq, a predicted model, not a curated record
AAAUUUUCACAGCUGUUUUCCAUCAAUCGCUCAUCAUAUGUGUUUCCAAACAUUGCAUUUUAGCUGAAAUUUACGAUAAUGGGUACCACAUAUGCACGAGCUGUUCGUCCCGACGUAACACCUGGCCCAGAUUGUGUACCUACUUUUGAUCCUUUGUUGGGUGCACCAAACCGAAAAGAGCGUGUUAUGAAGGCAACCACAGAUGAAAUGGUAUCGGCAAAAUUGCCAUUGGCCGACCGUGAUUAUUGUGCAGAUAAAUUACUGAAAUAUCGUUCCUGCCGUGCAGAUGUAUUCCCCUUUCUGUACAAGUGUCAUCAUGAGAAACACGAGUACAUGACAUGUGAAUUCGAAGAUUACGUCUUGCGUAUGAAGGAGUACGAACGUGAGCGAAGAUUGUUGGAACGCCAAAAGCGUUUGGAUGGUGCCGCUUAAUGUGGGGUCCAGCCUCAUUUGUAGUUGAAUACGAUUCUAGGAAACUUGAAUAGGAGGUUCUCUUGGAAUUUAUUUGGAAAAAAUGUUGAAAUAAAAGAUGUGUAAUAAUAAAUCGCUAUUAGCUAUAAAA